Molecule: messenger RNA, 4474 nt
Organism: Xenopus laevis (African clawed frog)
Lineage: Eukaryota; Metazoa; Chordata; Amphibia; Anura; Pipidae
Gene: ythdf3.L
Product: YTH N6-methyladenosine RNA binding protein 3 L homeolog
Exons: 6
Coding region: 551-2200 (549 amino acids)
Biological process (GO): mRNA destabilization
Cellular component (GO): P-body; cytoplasmic stress granule; cytoplasm
Molecular function (GO): N6-methyladenosine-containing RNA reader activity; mRNA binding; RNA binding
Source: RefSeq, a predicted model, not a curated record
CAUGGCCGUGACGCCGUAGUCUCGCGAGAUGAGCCAAGGAGCUGGACGUUAACGGCGUUGCGGUACGUUCCAGCAGCGAUCCGGCACUGUGGGCUGUAUUAAGUAAAUCGUGACUGUCCCGCGGAAAGCGGGACUGUUGGACGGUAUCUGAACGGUUUCAGCCAAUUAGCAGCUCUCACAUCUGAAUCCUAGGAGUCUAUAGUUGAACGUCCCAUCACACCCGGUGCUGACUCUCCCUCGGUUCUACAUUCGCCAGUCUUUACACGUACGUCUUUGUGCUACACGUGUGUGUGUGUCUGCACAGCUCACUCUCCCAAGGGGACUCUGUUCUUCCCUUUUUUUUAUUAUUAUUACUGAUAUUUUAUUUUUAAUACUGGGUUAGCAAAGAAGGGAUUCCAAGGCGGCUCAGGAUUAUUUCUGGCUCCACAGGAAAAUGUCUGCGGCCAGUGUGGAUCAGUGACCUUUUUCUUUUUUUUCCACGUUGUUGCAGAGACCUAAAGGGCAGGGAAACAAAGGACAUUGGCCACCAGUUGCAGUACAGAACGGUUCAAUGCAUCAGAAAGAUGCAGUAAAUGACGAUGACUUUGAGCCAUAUCUAAAUAGCCAGACUAAUCAGAAUAAUAGCUAUCCACCAAUGUCAGACCCAUACAUGCCUAGUUAUUAUGCUCCUUCAAUCGGAUUUCCUUACUCUCUCGGUGAGGCAGCAUGGUCAACAGCUGGUGACCCACCAAUGCCAUAUUUAUACGGACAGAUGAGCAAUGGGGAACACCACUACAUACCAGAUGGAGUGUUUAGUCAGCCUGGUGCUUUGGGAAACACUCCUCCCUUCCUCAGCCAGCAUGGGUUUAAUUUUUUUCCUGGUAAUGCAGAUUUCUCUACGUGGGGGACAAGUGGAUCUCAGGGACAAUCAACACAAAGUUCUGCUUAUAGUAGUAGCUACGGAUACCCACCUAGUUCUCUUGGUAGAGCCAUAGCUGAUGGACAAGCUGGAUUUGGCAAUGACACUCUGAGCAAAGUGCCAGGCAUUAAUAGUAUAGAGCAGGGCAUGACCGGGCUGAAAAUUGGUGGUGACAUGACUGCUGCUGUAACAAAAACUGUAGGGUCAGCUUUGUCUAGUGCAGGGAUGACAAGCAUAGCAGUAAACAGUGUACCUCCUGUUAGCAGUUCAGCACCUAAGCCAACCUCUUGGGCUGCCAUUGCUCGGAAGCCAGCAAAGCCUCAACCUAAAUUAAAGCCUAAAGGUAAUGUGGGGAUUGGUAGCUCUGCUGUUCCUCCGCCACCUAUAAAACACAACAUAAAUAUUGGAACUUGGGAUGAUAAAGGGGCUAUUGUAAAAACGCCCCCCAUUCAACCAGUUUUGCCUCCUCAGCCUGUGAUUCAACAGCCGCAGCCAUUAAUUCAACCUCUACCCAUGGUGCAAAACCAACUGCCUCAGCAGCAGCUACAGCAACAAGGACCUCAGCAGCCACCUCACCAGCUUCAGCAGCAACUUCAAAACCGCUGGGUGGCACCUAGAAACAGGGGGACGGGCUUCAAUCAGAACAAUUUGUCUGGCAAUGAGAAUUUUAGUUUAGGUGUUGUGCCUGUUAGCUCUUCGCCUUCUGGUUUUGAAGUACACCCAGUACUGGAGAAACUGAAGGCCAUUAACAACUAUAAUCCCAAAGACUUUGACUGGAGUCUAAAAAAUGGACGUGUGUUUAUCAUCAAGAGCUACUCUGAGGACGAUAUUCACCGUUCUAUGAAGUACUCAAUCUGGUGCAGUACUGAGCAUGGCAAUAAACGUUUGGAUGCUGCUUACCGAUCCUUAAAUGGAAAAGGCCCACUUUAUUUACUCUUCAGUGUAAAUGGAAGUGGACAUUUUUGUGGUGUAGCUGAAAUGAAGUCUGUUGUGGACUAUAAUGCUUAUGCUGGAGUCUGGUCCCAGGACAAAUGGAAGGGAAAGUUUGAUGUCAAAUGGGUCUUUGUCAAAGACGUUCCUAAUAACCAGUUGCGGCAUAUUCGUUUAGAAAAUAACGAUAACAAGCCUGUUACCAACUCAAGGGACACUCAAGAGGUACCCCUAGAAAAGGCCAAGCAAGUUCUUAAAAUAAUUGCUAUGUUCAAGCAUACAACCUCUAUCUUUGAUGACUUUGCACAUUAUGAGAAGCGUCAAGAAGAGGAAGAAGCCAUGCGUAGGGAGAGAAAUAGAAACAAACAAUAAUCGUGAGCGAUAUCCUGCUAUAAUCACAACACUAAUGAUGUAGACUCUGGAAAUGCAUACUAUUUCAAAGAAUACAGUUAAUGCUUUUUAUUUCUGCUUUGGUGAGAUCGUUCGACACUUUAACACAAAAUUUACUUUUUUCCCUCUCAUAAUGGUUUCUUCAUAUGCCCUGAUGCUUUCUCAUCAGACACACUUGAGAACUUUAACUUUGUCAAGCACUUUCUGUCCUGAUGCUUUUACCAGUAUCUGCUGUCUUUUUCUUUUUUGUAAUCAUCUUAAUCUUAAUCAGCUUAAUCUCUGGAGACUCAUUGAAUGCAAGGAUACUUUGUUUUAAAAUUGUUAAAAAUACUAAUCUUGUUAGAAAAGUUAACGUGACAUUUACAAUGUUGUUUUUCUUUAUGGAUUUUAUGGGGUUCUUCUAUUAGAUGUGGAAAAUUUAAAGAAACGCAAAUGAUGCCAUGUAAAAUUCCAGAGUACAUCUGCAUUGUCUAUGAAAUCAUUGCAGUAAUAUUAUGGCACACCAACUUAAAACUUUAGCUUCGCCAAAUUACUUUCAUGCUGUCGGCAAAUACUCAUUGACUGAUUUGUUUUGACUGUUUGGUGUAAGAUAAGAUUAAACUGUAGUUUGUAGCCACCAAGUUUAAUGCACAUUUUUGUAUUACUGUAACUUUUUUGCUUUUUUGCCAAAAGCAGUCGAGGGUACUGAUGUUUGGCAGCAAAGGGGGGCAUAAAAGCACCUUUUAUUUUGUACAACUCCGAUUCACAAAUCUCAAUGUUAUUACCUCAGUCCAGAAGAGACUUUUAAUGACAUUUAUACCUAUGGAAACUUUUAAACUUGGGUCUGCACGCUUCAGCAAGUGCUCCCACAAAAUCUAGAAUUUUACACCUUUGCGAAUUCAAUAAACCUGAUUCUCCAUUAUGUAGCAUUUAUUUGAAGUUAAGCAUUUAUUUGAAGUUCAGCACUUUUUUUUUUUUUUUUUUGUCUUUUCUUGCCUUGUAUUUUUUUUUCUCGACUUCAUUGCUUGAAUUGUAAGGUUAUUUUUAGUGGAAAUAAUGUGAUCUUUUUUUUCUUUGAAUCCUGCUUUUUCAUCUGAUACCUAAAUUUAGCUUAAGUGCCUAUUUUUUUUAUAUUUAAUUUCUUUCUAAAUCAUAUAUGCUAAUAUUCAGUGCUUUCAAAAAAUAUAAUAAUGUAACCUUAUCUAUUUUAUUGCAUUUGUGUUUUAUUCACAAGAAUUGUUUUUAGUGCUACAUACAUAUGUUCUGUGUAGAUACUAAAAAUGUUUGUGGUCCUCCUACUGAGUUUGUUUUCUGGCUUGAAGAUGAAGACUUCAAAACUACAGCAAUUUUUAAUGCAAAAGGAAAGUUUUUGUUACAGAUAUGAAAUGGCAUUUUUACUGCAUAAAUUGAGUACUAAGAUAAAUUGGACAAAUUCAGCUCAACCAAAUUAUUUAGCUGUUGGCAUUGUUAGUAUUUUUGUUGGAGUGAAAGAAUGUGUUUAUAUUCAUGUAUGUUGUACCAUAUUCAUACCACUUCAAUUUAAUAUUCUCCCUGGUACUUUUUUGCAUUGGAACUUUUGUUCUGCCAUGGUUUCUUCCAUGUAAGUAUUUAUUCCACCCUAUUCUGUUAGAUGCUCCUUUUAGGGCUAUGUUACUCAUGGGGUUUUAACAGAAAUAAGCAUUACUAUAGAAUACCCAGUAAUACUCUUGUAUAACACACUUAACAUGAUGAUAGCUUAAAAAACAAAAGUCAGAAUGUGUGGAAACUGAUAGGUCAACACAAAUCAUAUUUUUUCUUGGAUUGACUGUUUUUGGGAAAUAAGUGCAAAGGUUUUUGGGAGUGUAGAGCAAAUUUUGGGUAAUUUUAAAAUCUUGCUGGCUGAUACACACAUCGGACACAAUUUUAUAUCUUAUAAUUCUAUAAUCAAGCGUCAUUAAACCCCGUGUGUGACAUCGCCCUUAGAACUGGAUUUCUUUAGUUUUUUUACUUUAACCAGAGGUCACUCUUGUGGAGUUAGUAAUCCAUUUCAUAAAUCAUGCUUGGCUCAUUUGAGAGAUGUUUUGUGAAUCCAAACCUGCAAGGGGCUUUUGAAAUCAUCCCUGAUGUCUUUUAGAUUACAGACAAAUUGGUUUUAAUCUGUUUUUAUUCAAUGACCUCCCAAGUACAUAUAUAUGUGUGUGUGCAGCACCAAUGAAGGACAGCAGGAGGAGUAGUGACACUAAAAAAAACAUGCUUGAAAAGUGAAUUAGAAAGAAGAGUACAUCUUAAGCCCCUUUA